Messenger RNA from Cuscuta epithymum, 528 nucleotides. The record is from the annotation of a GenBank genome assembly. Lineage: Eukaryota; Viridiplantae; Streptophyta; Magnoliopsida; Solanales; Convolvulaceae.
UAAAAGGACCAUUACGGCCUCAAAUUUCUUACACCGAUCCUCAUAUACUCUUUCACAGCAGGCAACGAAACUAUUUUACUCAGUAUGGUGGUAAAUUAACUAUCCAAUUUGGCAGAGGAGAAAUUGUCGAUGUUGUAGGAAUGGUUCUGGAAGAGGCUGCUUGCUGUGGUGAUUUAGAUGCUACGGACGAAGAGAGAGCAGUGAGAAGGAUUUUGGAGAGAAGUUCCAGCCUAUUGCACCUUUCCCUUCUUUUUGUUUUGGAAGAAUUGUUCAUUCUUCCCUUCUUAAUUCUGUAUGACGUGAAAUAUUAACUCUUUUUUAUGGCUAAAUUAUUUAUUAAUCCUUAAAUUAGGAUUACUUAGUCGGAGUUCAAGAUGAUGGUAUUAAAGUUGGGAUUAGUCUGAUCUAUGUUAGUGUGUUCGAUAAUGUAAAAUAUUAUCCAUAAAAUGUCUGAGUUAUGAAAAUUAGAGAUAAAAAAGGAUCUUUAAUAAUUUAAAAUGUUUAUACUUGGAUUGUUUUCAGUCUCAA